AUGUCCACAUUCCUUCUGCUUUCUCUCUCUUUCUCUCUCUCUCUCUUUCUGUCUCUCUUGCUCUCUUCCUCUCUCUUGCUCUCUCUCUCUUUCUGUCUCUCUUUCUGUCUCCCUCUCUUGCUCUCUCUCUCUCUUGCUCUCUCUCUUUCUCUCUCCCUCUCUUGCUCUCUCUCUCUCUUGCUCUCUCUCUUUCUCUCUCCCUCUCUUGCUCUCUCUCUGUCUAUCUCUCUCUCUUGCUCUCUCUCUGUCUAUCUCUCUCUCUUGCUCUUUCUCUGUCAAUCUCUCUCUUGCUCUCUCUCUGUCUCUCUCUUUCUCUCUCCCUCUCAUGCUUCCUCUCUGUCUAUCUCUCUCUCUUGCUCUCUCUCUGUCUAUCUCUCUCUCUUGCUCUCUCUCUGUCUAUCUCUCUCUUGCUCUCUCUCUGUCUCUCUCUUUCUCUCUCCCUCUCUUGCUCUCUCUCUGUCUAUCUCUCUCUCUUGCUUUCUCUCUGUCAAUCUCUCUCUUGCUCUCUCUCUGUCUCUCUCUUUCUCUCUCCCUCUCUGUCUAUCUCUCUCUCUUGUUUUCUCUCUGUGUAUCUCUCUCUCUUGCUUUCUCUCUGUCUGUCUGUCUGUCUGUCUGUCUCCACCAACACCACAACAUCGUCUCGCCGCCGCCGCCGCCGCCGCUGCCGCCGCCGCCGCCGACUACAGCCUCGCAAAGUGCCCGUUUUCCCCUCCCCCAAACCCCUUCCACAGUCUUUCCACCCCCCUUUUUUUUCUGUUUCUCUUUUAUUUAAAAAAAAUGGCCGCUUUCCCCACAGACGACGUGGAAUGGUUAUUGCAAGCCAUAGAAAAGGCGGUGUCCGCCGGCGUCAAAGAGGCCCUCUCCCAGUUGCAGAUUAUCCAGCCGGGCCAGCCGGGCCAACCACUGAGGGUGUUUCUACCCGGCCAGCAGACCUCUUCUCAGCAACCGAAGGCACAACAACAUCAUCAGCAGCAGCAACAACAUCAGCAGCAGGCGCAUCAUCAUCAUCAUCAUCAGUAUAAUCAACACCAUCUUCUCCCUGGAGGAUCACCCCCUAAUCAAGAACACCAACCGACGUCAUCAGCAUCUCAGUCAGGUGGGGCCGUCGCGAUCACUGCCACCACGGUCAACAAUAGCAACAACAACACUUCUAACAGCAGCACUGGGACCGUUGCGUCUAGCAAUGGUGAUACAAGUCGGGGAAAUGGUUCUGCUGGGGUGUCUGUUUCGUCCAUCACAUCACUCCAGCACCACCACCAACAGUUCCACCUAGCUUCAACUUCUCCUACGUCGGUGGCGGCCGUGGUACCUACUUGUUCAUCUUUGUCGUCGUCCACAUCACCAUCCCUCUCCUCAUCAUCAACCACUUGUGUUGUCGCGGCCGGUAAUCCAACCGUGCUAAACUCUACCCCACCCCAACAACACCAUCUCAUCAGACCUCAACAACAACCACCACAGCAACAAAUCCCACAUCAUCAACCACAGACCUCGUCGGUCCGGGUACCGAGCCUAACGCCACAGCUCCAGCACCUACAACCCCCACCAGCCCACCAUUCGGCCGUCCCUAGCUCCCGUGAUUAUGACGUCUACGGUGGAGGGUCUCUGCUGGUGCCCCAUACGGGUUACGUUAGCGGGUCGGCAUGUGCGGUAUCUUCCGUGGGUGCCACGCAGGGCCUGGUGUCGGCCGCCUCACCCUCGUCGGUAUGUAGUGACGGUAGCCCCCCUCCACUGCAAAUUGAGAUGGACCAGCCAGGCCGGAACCCAGAAUUACAGGUAAACAGGCUGAUGUGUGAAUUGAUCCAUCUAUCUAUCUAUCUAUCUAUCUAUCUAUCUGUUUGUCUGUCUAUCUAUCUAUCCAUCUGUCUAUAUCUAUCUAUCUAUCUAUCUAUCUAUCUGCCUGUCUGUCUGUCUGUUCUUAUCUAUCUAUCUAUCUAUCUGUCUGUCUAUCUAUCCAUCUUUUAUUCAUUAUCUAUCUAUCUAUCUAUCUAUCUAUCUAUCUAUCUAUCUAUCUCAUUCUGUUUUUUUAUCUAUCUCAUUCUGUUCUUAUAUAUCUCUCUGUCUCAUUCUGUUCCUAUCUAUCUAUCUAUCUAUCUAUCCAUCUGUUUUUUAUUAUUCUCUAUCUAUCUAUCUGUCUGUCAGUCUAUCUAA
This is a messenger RNA of Acanthosepion pharaonis, 2148 nucleotides long. The record is from the annotation of a GenBank genome assembly. NCBI's taxonomy places the organism in Eukaryota, Metazoa, Mollusca, Cephalopoda, Sepiida, Sepiidae.